CCCCCCCAAGCGCUCGUCUGGGUUGCCUGCCCCUAAAUCCGACCCUGAUGGUAGACGUCGGGGACAGAGGAAAACCGGCCUCGAGCAGUCAUAAUGAUAAAAGAACCCACAAAGGCAGCCACAACGUGUAGCCAGGACCGACACUGCGCCCACGGGCUCUUCUGUGAUAAGCACUUCCGGCUGUGCUGUCCCCUGCGCCAGGAGGGGCAGUACUGCCGCUGCGACACCCACUGUGCCAGGGGCCUGAGCUGUAUGUUUGGCAAGUGCCACAGGACCGUGCCGGACGGGCAGGAGGGUGCUCGCUGCCGGCAGGACAAGGACUGUGGCGUGGCUGCCUGCUGCGCCCGCCACCACGGCGAGCUGCUCUGCAAGAAGAGGCUGGAAAUGGACGAGAGCUGCUUCGUGCCCCAGGGAGGCUUGGCCUUCAGCAUCAACCAGGUCUGCCCCUGCCAGGAGGGGCUGGUGUGCAGGACUGGGGCUGCUGGCCGAGAGAAAGCAUUCGAGUAUUGGCAGGAUAAAAGUGACUGGAGAUGCAUGAAGCUCUUGCUGUAGAGAGGAGAUGACUGUGCAUCCUUCCCUGAG
Messenger RNA from Mauremys reevesii (Reeves's turtle), 582 nucleotides. Its product is annotated as dickkopf-related protein 3-like. Gene Ontology annotation, biological process: multicellular organism development; negative regulation of canonical Wnt signaling pathway. Lineage: Eukaryota; Metazoa; Chordata; Testudines; Geoemydidae. The transcript has 4 exons. Gene Ontology annotation, cellular component: extracellular region. Gene Ontology annotation, molecular function: co-receptor binding; receptor antagonist activity. The coding region runs from base 94 to 552 and encodes 152 amino acids. The record is from RefSeq and is a predicted model, not a curated record.